GUCUGUCACGUUUGUUUUCGCUAAAGAUUCGCACCUUUGAAUAUUUCUUCUAUAUCUAUUUUUAAGUCAUGGAAGAAUUGAAUACCCCCCAAAUAAUUACCCAUAUUGAAAAUAACUUAAACCAUUCACUAUUUGAUUGCAAGUGGAUACCAUGUUCGGCUAAAUUUAUAGUACUUGGUUCUUUACCGAAAGGCUCGGGUACCAUUGAAAUAUUUGAAAUAAACGCCGGAGAAAUUAAGAAAAUAAAAGAAAUUGAGAGGUCUAACUCGUUUAAAUGUGGAACGUUUGGAGCAAGUAGCGACAUUGAGAGACGAUUUGCUACUGGAGACUUUAGAGGCACUUUGGAAGUAUGGGACUUAGAAAAAGGUUCCCAAGUGUACAUAACAAAAGAACAUUCAGAUAUAAUUAACUCAAUAGAUGGGAUGGGAGGUAACACAACCAACUGUGGAGCUCCUGAAAUUGUAACUGGCAGUAGAGAUGGAACAGUAAAGGUUUGGGAUCCAAGGCAAAGAGGUAAACCUGUUGCAAACAUGCAACCAAUGCAAGGUGAGACUAGAAGGGAUUGCUGGGCUGUUGGCUUCGGAAACUCAUUUAAUGAUUCUGAAAGGAUUGUAGUUGCUGGUUAUGACAAUGGAGAUCUUAAAAUGUUUGAUUUGAGAACAAUGUCACUUAGGUGGGAAUGUAAUUUGAAGAAUGGAGUAUGUUCCUUAGAAUUCGAUCGUAAAGAUAUUCCAAUGAAUAAAUUAGUGGCAACCACACUUGAAGGGAAGUUUCAUGUUUUUGAUGUGAGGACUCAAAAUCCAACUAAAGGAUUUGCUCAGGUGGUGGAUAAUUCAACGAAGAGCGGUACGAUAUGGAUUGCGCGACACAUCCCUCAGAACCGUGACUUGUUUAUGACGUGUGCUGGUAAUGGGCAAGUCACAUUGUGGAAAUAUGAAUACCCGGUACAGAGGUUCCGGGUGGACACCGAGGGUGUAGCUAUCGGAGUUCCGGGGAAACUGAAACGUCUCCAACGCAUGGUGGUGAGCUCGCAGCCGAUCAACGCUCUGGAAUGGAAUAAAGACCACUUGGGCCUCGCCGUCGCCACCGCAUACGAUCAAUGUAUUCGAGUUCUGAUCACCACUAAGUUGAAUCUGCAGUGAUUUGCUUUAGAAAGGCCGUUUUAUUUGAACAAAGAAACGCGAUUAUUUUUGGCGUGUGGUCGGCAAACAGAGUCAGUAAACAGAGCUGGGCUGGCCAAGACCGGCCCCAGAACCCACACUGACUACAACACAGAUGCCGUUAGCUUACAACACCCGAAGACAGUUCACGUUUCGAUGGUUUUGGAAUUCAUUAUUGUUUUUGCAUUAUGGGGUGAACGAACGGUUCGCCUAUUGUUACGGGAGCCCAUACACAUGGCACCUUGAGACAUGAGGUCGAUGUCUCAGAAGCUUUGUAUUACUACUGUCUCACUCUUCUAACUGGAACAGAUAUCUGUUCAUGUUGUGGAUGUAAGUAAUUUAGUGUGGAACUCUUGAUCUGAUCAGACAAUGUAUUUAAUAUGUGCUGUGAGUAUAUUAAGUUGCUUAAGUUGUAAUUUCAUAUGUUAAUAGUAAAUAAUGAUACUUUAGUUUUAUUGUUUCUUUUUACGUUAUUAAAUUUUUUUAGUUA
Bombyx mandarina (wild silkworm) is the source of this 1650-nucleotide messenger RNA. It is a transcript of the gene Wdr92, whose product is annotated as dynein axonemal assembly factor 10. The record is from RefSeq and is a predicted model, not a curated record. NCBI's taxonomy places the organism in Eukaryota, Metazoa, Arthropoda, Insecta, Lepidoptera, Bombycidae. Gene Ontology annotation, molecular function: protein binding.